AGUGUUUACAUUCACAUUCAACUCUCUCUAGGCUGAAAUUAAUAGCUAGAUAAAAACCGAAAGCACUUGAAUUUGUCCAGUCAGCAACGAAAAAAUGAAAGCAACGUUACUUUUACUGCUAGCAAUCAGCUUUUAUUCCUGCGUUAGCGGGAAAAUAGUAAAAGCUAGAUUAGAGAGUUGUCCGGGAUGUUCCCUAAACAGAUUGCACGAAGUCAGGAAAUUCGCCUACGAAGACCUGCCCAUGUACGAAGGGGUGGAAUGGAAGAAAAUAUCCGGAGCGCCACCGGAAUUAGUGUUUCUCGACGAGAACGACAAAGAAGUGGAACGGUACUUCUUGAAAGAAUUGAGUAGGAAGGAGUGCAACGGUUUGUUGCAACAAUACGGAUUCAAACAAAAGUCCAAAGAACUUUAAUACUCUAGAUCUUUUGUAAUUAAUUAACCUAUAUCAUCAAUU
Phyllotreta striolata is the source of this 454-nucleotide messenger RNA. Lineage: Eukaryota; Metazoa; Arthropoda; Insecta; Coleoptera; Chrysomelidae. The record is from the annotation of a GenBank genome assembly.